CCUAAAUGUUUCUCCCGUGAUGCUCCGCGUGGACGAGAAGCAAGAUGGCGGACGCUCUGGAUGAAUUUCAGAAAGAAACUGGAUGCGUCCCGAUCCUCCAUCCCGAGGAAAUUAAACCCCAGAGUCACUAUAAUCAUGACUACAGCGAGAGCGUCAGCCGCAAGAGCCACGUAGACGACUACAGCACUUGGGACAUCGUCAAAGCCACCCAGUAUGGCAUAUUGGAGCGAUGCCGUGAGCUGGUGGAGGCCGGAUAUGAUGUGCGUCAGCCGGAUAAAGAAAAUGUCACACUCCUGCACUGGGCGGCGAUCAACAACCGCAUAGACCUGGUCAAGUACUACAUAUCUAAAGGUGCCAUAGUCGAUCAGCUGGGAGGAGAUCUCAACUCUACACCGCUGCACUGGGCUACAAGACAGGGCCAUCUCUCCAUGGUGGUGCAGUUAAUGAAGUACGGCGCUGAUCCGUCUCUCAUCGAUGGCGAGGGAUGCAGUUGUGUGCAUCUGGCCACUCAGUUUGGACACACCUCCAUUGUAGCGUAUCUCAUCGCCAAGGGACAGGAUGUGGAUAUGAUGGAUCAGAAUGGCAUGACCCCUUUGAUGUGGGCGGCUUAUCGGAUGCACAGUGUUGACCCGACACGGCUGUUGCUGACGUUUAACGUGUCUGUGAAUCUGGGUGAUAAGUAUCAUAAGAACACGGCUCUGCACUGGGCGGUUCUGGCCGGAAACACUACGGUCAUCAGCCUGCUGUUGGAGGCUAAUGCUAAUGUCGACGCACAGAACAUCAAGGGGGAGACGCCGCUGGAUCUGGCCAAACAGAGGAAAAAUGUGUGGAUGAUAAAUCAUCUGCAGGAGGCCAGACAGGCCAAAGGCUACGACAGCCCCUCGUACCUGAAACGGCUUAAAAUGGACAAGGAGUUCAGACAGAAGGUGAUGUUGGGAACUCCGUUCCUGGUGAUCUGGCUGGUGGGAUUUAUCGCCGAUCUGGACAUUGACUCCUGGCUCAUCAAGGGUGGGAUGUAUGCAGCGGUGUGGCUCGUCGUGCAGUUUCUGUCCAAGUCUUUCUUUGAUCACUCCAUGCAUAGCGCUCUUCCUCUGGGCAUCUAUCUGGCCACUAAGUUUUGGAUGUACAUCACCUGGUUUUAUUGGUUCUGGAACGAUCUCCCGUUCGUCACCGUCCACCUGCCCUUCUUGCUCAACAGUCUGGCUCUCUUCUAUAACUUUGGCAAGUCUUGGAAGUCUGACCCUGGUAUCAUCAAAGCAUCCGAGGAGCAGAAGAAAAAGACUAUAGUUGAAUUGGCAGAAACAGGCUGUCUGGAUCUCAGCAUAUUCUGCAGCACCUGUUUGAUACGGAAGCCUAUCAGAUCGAAACACUGCGCUGUUUGCAAUCGAUGCAUCGCCAAGUUUGAUCACCACUGCCCGUGGGUUGGAAACUGCGUCGGAAGUGGAAACCACCGUUACUUUAUGGGCUACUUGUUCUUCCUGUUGUGUAUGAUCUGUUGGAUGAUGUACGGAUGCAUUUGCUACUGGAGGAUUCACUGUGCCACCAGCUACACUAAAGACGGCUUUUGGAUCUACAUCACGCAGAUCGCCAACUGCUCGCCGUGGAUGUUCUGGAUGUUUCUCAACAGUGUGUUUCACUUCAUGUGGGUCGCUGUACUCAUCAUGUGCCAGCUCUAUCAGAUCGCUGUUCUGGGCAUCACUACAAACGAGCGCAUGAACGCCAGAAGAUAUAAGCACUUUAAAGUUACAGCCACGUCCAUUGAGAGCCCUUUCAAUCACGGUUGUAUGAGGAACCUCAUAGAUUUCUUCGAGCUGCGCUGCUGCGGUCUGCUGCGGCCCGUGGUGGUAGACUGGACCUCCCAGUACACAAUAGAGUACGACCAGAUCUCAGGAUACCAGCUGGUGUAGCGCGGUGAAGGAGAAGACGGCGCAAGAAGGAGAAGAGGGGAGAGGUUUUCCUGAAGUGCUGCUCAAGCGGGACCAUCUCCUUCACC
This is a messenger RNA of Sinocyclocheilus rhinocerous, 1993 nucleotides long. RefSeq names its product zinc finger DHHC-type palmitoyltransferase 17. Gene Ontology annotation, molecular function: protein binding; palmitoyltransferase activity. The record is from RefSeq and is a predicted model, not a curated record. NCBI's taxonomy places the organism in Eukaryota, Metazoa, Chordata, Actinopteri, Cypriniformes, Cyprinidae.